Messenger RNA from Arachis stenosperma, 910 nucleotides. RefSeq lists its product as uncharacterized. The record is from RefSeq and is a predicted model, not a curated record. NCBI's taxonomy places the organism in Eukaryota, Viridiplantae, Streptophyta, Magnoliopsida, Fabales, Fabaceae. Bases 123 to 689 code for a protein of 188 amino acids. The transcript has 2 exons.
UUGUUAGGUGAAUAAGUAUUUUUUUUUUUAAUGAAAAAGUAUUGGGUAUCAUGAGUCUGUCAAUUUUUGACAAUUUAAUUAAUAAUUUUAAAUUAUUUUAAUAAAUUUGAAUAAUAAGGAUUAUGUUGAAUAACCGUCCACAAGGUCACUGUGAUGUAAUCAGUAUCCAUCUUUCUCCUAUUAUCACAACAUCUUCUUUCUCGCCAACAGUGCUGCUUUGCUGUCGUCGCUGCAGUGCGCUCUCGUCACAGCUGCACAACUACUAUGCAUCAGUGCGCGGCCGUUUUGCUCCGGCAGAAACUUUUAUCGUACAGGUUGUGGUCAUCUUCUUCGCCAGGUGCCGAUUCGCUGCCAUUGUGGUGCGUUGCCGUUUGAACCGCAAUAACCAAUGCGUCGCCAGUUCAUUGGUACGCUGCUGUUUCGUGACGGUGAAACCUGUUAUCGCGAAAACUCGUGUGUGUUUCAUCACCCGAUUGCCAUCGAAUGCAUAUCCUUCGACACCGCAAACAAAAAUCCCGCAUCUUUCGACGGCUUUGUUGAUGGAACAUAUAUUUGGAGAAGAAGGAAUGAAUGCAUCAUUCAUUGAUGAAGUGUCUUCUUAUGCAUGUGUCUUGUACAGCAAUGGCGGCACUCAGAUACACUUCCGAAGAUCAGUGGUUGCUCGCCGACGAAAGUGCAGGCGGCACUGACCAUUGUUGACACCGGUGAUGGAAACAUGUCCAAGGAAGGAGGAGGGAGGUCAGGAAGGGGAAGCCGCCGGAUUUGGGGGGAUGAGGCUGGACUUGAAAAGUGAAAGAUAGAGUUAAUUAUGUUUACUAGUGGUAAUUAAUGGUGAAUUAAAUUUACCGAUUAGACGUGUUUUUUUUUUAAAUGGGCUUUGGAGUCCCCCCAAUAGAAAUUGGACGGAAAU